Messenger RNA from Aphidius gifuensis, 1058 nucleotides. RefSeq names its product S-adenosylmethionine sensor upstream of mTORC1 (gene Samtor). Bases 18 to 1058 code for a protein of 346 amino acids. Gene Ontology annotation, biological process: negative regulation of TORC1 signaling. The transcript is spliced from 2 exons. NCBI's taxonomy places the organism in Eukaryota, Metazoa, Arthropoda, Insecta, Hymenoptera, Braconidae. The record is from RefSeq and is a predicted model, not a curated record.
AAAAUCAUAGAUAAAAAAUGGAUCAACAAUCAAGUAAAAUAAACAAUAAAAAUAAAAUAAUUGCAAGUGAAAAACACAAAGAACUUGCUGGAUUUAUAAAAAAUACUCACAAUCGUUUGCGAGAAGAAUCAAAAAUUUAUGGAGCAAAUGAAGCUUGGAGUAGACAUCUAGCUAGAAAAAAAGACUUGCAGGAUUAUGCUUGUUCAAUGCAAGAGUUAGCAACAUCCCAUUGGAAAAAUAAUGACACAAAAACAAGUACCAAUUGUCGUAUCAAGUGGAUAAAAAAUCAGUGUCACAAUUAUUUUUUUAAUGAUGGAAAAAUUAAAUUUUUUGAUCGUGAAAAACAAAUUCAAGAAAAGAUAAAUGAUUUAUCAAAAACCAAAGACAAUGAAUUACCAUUUGAUUUACCGAAAAUAGAAAAAAUAAAUUUGCUAGAUGUUGGAAGCUGUUACAAUCCUUUUGAUGAUGAUGACAACUUUGAAGUGACUCCAAUAGACCUAGCUCCAUACUCCAAUAAAGUCUAUCAAUGUGAUUUUCUUAAUGUAGAUCUUGGUCAAGAGAAAAUUACUUGUAAUGACGAGAAAAUUAUACAGUUAAAAAUAUCUUCAUUUGACGUAGUAGUAUUUUCUCUGCUACUGGAAUAUUUUCCAUCACCAGAUCAACGAUUUAAUUGUUGUCAAAAAGCCUAUGAUGUUCUAAAACCAGGUGGAAUAUUAAUAAUAAUUACACCAGACUCUAAACACGUUAAUGCCAAUGCAAACAUCAUGAAAUCAUGGAGAUUUGUUUUGUCAAAAAUGGGAUUUAUGAGAAUUUGUUAUGAAAAAUUAGAACACAUUCAUUGUAUAUCAUACAGAAAAUGUUUUGAUAAAAAUGUUGCAUCAAGAUGGGCUGAUAUGCAGAUAAUUCCAAAAGAUAAUCAUCUUUUUAAAGCAGCUAAUAAAAUAUUUAUUCCACAAGAUUUUAAUUCUAUUUCUCUAAAUAAAAAUUGUGAUGAUGAAAUAAUUUAUAAUGUUGAAGAUAUGAUAUCUGGAUUUGAUCAGUUACCUCAAUAUUUUUGA